AUGGAAGAUAAAUAUAUUCUCGCAUUGGAUAUUGGAACUACAACCAUACGAGCAUUUAUUUAUAACUCUCGUACAGAAACUAUAGCUAAGGCAGUUGAUCAUGUAAUACUGCAUUAUCCAGAACCAGGCUAUGUGGAGAUUGAUCCUGAUGAAUUAUGGAACUCUGUUGUUGAUGUCAUUAAUAAGGCUUUAAAUAGUGCCAAGUUAAGUCCUAGACAAAUAACUGCGAUGGGAAUUUCAACACAGCGGAGUACUUUUACCACAUGGUCUAGAGUAACAGGAAGACCAUUUCAUAGAUUCAUCACAUGGAAGGAUUUAAGAGCCGAUAAACUAGUAAAAUAUUGGAAUAAUUCAUAUUUGUGGAAGUUUAUAAAGGUUGGUGCUUAUGUACUGUAUAUGGUAUCAAGAAGUAAAAGAUUUAAGGCUGGAAGUGUUUUUAAAUUUUCAAAUAAUCAGACUACUCUGCGACUCUAUUGGGCUCUACUUAAUGUACCCGAAUUGAAAAUUGCAAUUGAGAAAAAUGAUGCAAUGUUUGGCACAUUAGAUACAUGGCUUUUAUAUAAAAUGACAGAUAAGAAAAUACACAUGACUGAUGUAUCUUCAGCGUCAGCGACGGGUUUCUUCGACCCGUUCACUAUGCAGUGGGCGGGGUGGGCCAUGUCCAUAUUUGGUAUAUCCUUUGACAUGUUGCCCACAAUUGUGGACACUGCAGGCGACCACUUUACCAGUACAGCAAAGGAGAUAUGGGGGCAUGCUAUACCCAUCAAGAGUUGUAUAGCUGACCAAACAGCUUCCAUGUGGGGCUCAUGUUGCUUCGACGUUGGAGACGUGAAGCUAACGAUGGGGACUGGGACAUUCUUCAACAUAAACACGGGUUCUUCGCCCCACGCCAGCGUGUCGGGGCUUUAUCCUGUAGUGGGGUGGAGAUUGGGGCAGGAAUUGGUCUUCUCGGCGGAAGGGGCAAAUAAUGAUACCGCUAGUAUUAUUAAAUGGGCCCAUAAUUUGGGCCUAUUCGAAAAACCAGAAGAUACAGCUGACAUAGCGAUGUCUGUCCCGGAUUCGGAUGGCGUGUUCUUCAUACCGGCUUUUAGUGGACUAGGGCCCCCAUACAACGAUUGUACGGCGGCUUCAGGCUUUAUAGGAAUGAAGCCUUCGACAACCAAGUCGCAUCUAGUACGAGCGGUUUUGGAGGCGAUAGCCUUUCGUACGGCGCAGUUGUACGAUUGUGUACGAAAGGAAACGAACUAUACGUUCAAUACUAUACGUAUGGACGGUGGCGUGUCUAACAAUGAUUUCGUGGCCCAAUUGGUAGCGGACCUCACAGGGCUCAAAGUGGAAAGACCGGCUGAAGUUGAAAUGUCUUCGCUUGGAUGUGCUCAUUUAGUUGGACUCACUUUAGGUAUAUUCAAAUCGAAAGAGGAGCUUAAAUCUCUCCGUAAAAUAGGUACUGUAUUUUCACCGCGUGCGCACGUCAAAAAAUCGUACGACGUCACGAUUUCCCGUUGGGAAAACGCCGUCAAACGGAUGUGUGGAUGGUAUAUAGACAAUAAGUCGUCCCAAAAUAGUAUUUCUGAUAGUUCGGUGACGCCCCAAAAUAGCUUCAAGAAUGGCAAGGCGAAAUAG
Messenger RNA from Pieris macdunnoughi, 1623 nucleotides. Lineage: Eukaryota; Metazoa; Arthropoda; Insecta; Lepidoptera; Pieridae. The record is from the annotation of a GenBank genome assembly.